Batrachochytrium dendrobatidis JAM81 is the source of this 519-nucleotide messenger RNA. RefSeq lists its product as uncharacterized. Lineage: Eukaryota; Fungi; Chytridiomycota; Chytridiomycetes; Rhizophydiales. The record is from RefSeq and is a predicted model, not a curated record. The transcript is spliced from 4 exons. Gene Ontology annotation, biological process: protein transport. The annotation marks the transcript as partial.
GUUCAACUCAAAGUAGCUCUCAAUAGGCUUAAACUUGUGCAGCAAAAGAAAGCAUCCAUAAAUCAGCAGGCUCGCAAGGAAAUAGCCUUGCUUUUGGAAAAAGGCAAGGAAGAGAGCGCAAGGGUCAGAGUAGAGCAUAUUAUUCAUGAUGACUAUUUCAUCGAAGCAUUGGAGCUGAUUGAACUCUAUACUGAAACUUUACUGGCUCGAUUCGGUAUUGUAGAGUCCAUGAAAACUUGCGACCCAGGCAUUGCAGAAGCUGUCAACACCAUCAUCUAUGCUGCACCUCGUAUCGAUAUCAAGGAACUUCACUUUGUGCGCGACCAACUCGUUAGCAAAUAUGGCAAGGAUUUUGGUAGUGCUGCCAUGGAAAACUUUGGUUACCGAGUAAAUGACAGGAUUGUACAAAAACUAAAGGCACAGACACCAGAUCGAAAGCUUGUUGAUCAAUAUCUGGUCACAAUUGCUGGUGCCUACAACGUGAAUUGGGAACCGCCAAUUGCUCCACCUUCACCGAUU